CAUCAAGAAAGAAUAAAAUAUAAAAUAAACGAGAGAUGCCACAUACGAGCAUCAUAAGAACUUCAACUUUCGCUUGGUCCCCGUUUUCUAAUGGCUGCACUAUCGCUACUGGUACUGUAGCAGGUGCAUUGGACGAGAACUUCUCGAAUGACGCUCAAUUGGAAUUAUGGGACGCUUUCAGCUCUGAGACUCCUAUCGUAAAGGGUUCCGUAACCACGAACUCACGUUUCAACAGACUUGGCUGGGGACACGUAAAUUCCAGCAGACCUAAUGGUGUCAUAGCCGCUGGUUUAGAAUCUGGUGAAAUUGCUAUAUGGGAUCCUCAACUUAUCGUCAAUGACCCUACAAAUUCAUUAUUGCACUCAAAUAGCUCUCACACAGGUUCAGUUAAGGGCUUAGACUUCAAUCAGCUACAAUCUAAUUUAUUCGCUACUGGUGCUUCCCAGGGUGAGGUCUUCAUUUGGGAUUUGAAUAACCCUUCAAAGCCAUACCACCCUGGACCUAAAUCACAAAAGUUAGAAGACAUCACAUCUACUGCUUGGAAUGCUCAAGUCCCACAUGUAUUAGCAAGCUCAUCUGAUUCCGGCUAUACCGUUGUAUGGGAUUUGAGACACAAGAAGGAGGUUGUCGGCAUCAGUUACGGCGGUGGCGCUGGAACUAUGGGUGGUCCUUUCGGAAACUCCUCUGCUAUUACUCAACAAGGUAGACGUGGUAUUAGUGCCGUUGCUUGGCAUCCUGAUAAUGCUACUCGACUUGUCACAGCUUCAGAAGAUGAUACCAGCCCUGUUAUUAUGUUAUGGGAUCUCAGAAAUGCUAGAGCUCCAGAAAAGAUCCUUACCGGUCAUGACAAGGGUGUACUCUCACUUUCCUGGUGCAGACAAGAUCCUGAUCUCCUUCUCUCCUCAGGUAAAGAUAACAAAACAUUAGCAUGGAAUCCAAACACCGGUGAAAACAUCGGCGAGCUUCCAACUUCAAACAACUGGUCAUUUGAGGUUGAAUGGAAUCACCGUAAUCCAGAUAUCUUCGCGACUGCCUCAUUUGAUGGUACAAUUGGUAUUCACUCAAUUCAGUCACAAACACCAUCACCGGAAUCAAUCGCAGCAAAUGUUCAACAAGCUAUUGAUCCAAAUGAUAUCUUUGGAGCUGUCUCAGCUCAACAGGAAGCUGAACAAAAUGCAUUGAGAGCUCAACAAUCAUUUUCACUCAAGCAAGCACCAAAAUGGUUACGUAGACCAACUUCUGUCGGAUUCGGUUAUGGUGGAAAGCUAGUAACUCUCAAGAAUAAUCUCGUGCAAAUUCACCAAUUAUCCACUGAACCAUCAAUCCUUGAGCGUGCUAAGAUCCUCAGUGAAGCUAUCGAUAGCCCAGAUGGCGAAUCUAAAUUGAUCAAUCUUUGCCAAUCACAAGUUGACAAGAAUGGUGGUGACUGUGAUACUUGGAAGGCACUUCACUCACUCUUUGAAGCUAACUCAAGGGAUCAACUUGUUCAAUUGCUCGGAUUUAGCAAGGAAGAAGUUGCUAAACAGGUUCAAGCUGCAAUUGAUGCCUUCCCAAAACCAGCCGAACCAACAGUCGAGUCAACACAGAUAUCAUCAAUCACCAGUGACGCACCUGAAAAGGAAUCAACAGUUUCUUUUGUUGAACCAGAAUCUAAAGCUGAAGAUGAAACCGCCGAAGAACCUAAAGAAGAAGAAAAUAAGCCAGAAGAAACCAAACCAGAGGAAUCUAAACCAGAGGAAUCUACACCACAAGGGGAACCACAAGAAUCUGCACCUGGUGAUAGUCUUUUUGGUGAUAGUAAACCAGAUGGUGAUGAUUUCUUCAGAUCAGUCGCAGUUGCAUCAGAGUCAACACCACAAGCCGAAAAUGUCGUUGUACCACACACAACUGCUGAUGAAUCUGUUGCUGCUACAGUCGGGUCACCAGGACCAUCAAGUAUCGCAUCUGAAGCUAUGAAAGCAAACACUUUCAAGAUAUAUCCUUCCGAAGAAUCUGAAUCUGAUCGUUUAAUUACAAAAGCUUUAGUAUUGGGAGAUUUCGAAUCGGCUGUUGAAUUAUGCUUGUCAACUGAAAGGUACGCGGAUGCUAUCUUAUUAGCUGUCAAAGGUGGUUCAGAGCUGUUGGCAAAAACUCAAAAGAGUUACUUCCAACGUCAAACUGCUCAUUUACCAUACUUACGUUUAUUCCAAUCUAUCGUAUCAGAUGAUCUAUCUGAUAUUGUUCAAAAUGCUGAUUUGAACGAAUGGCAAGAAAUCUUUGUUGUACUUUGCACUUUCGCAAAAUCUGAAGAAUUUGGCCAAUUGGCAGAACAAUUAGGUCAGCGUCUUGACUUCCAAUACAGGGUUGCAGAUGAAGCUGAUAAACUGGGUGCUAAGAAGUAUCGUACAAAUGCUAUUCUUUGUUACUUAGCCGCUGGUAAAUUGGAAAGAGUUGUUAACAUCUGGUCAGAUGAAAUGUUAGAGGAAGAAUCAAGUGGUGUUGGCGAGCAUACAUCAAAGCAAUCACAACAUGCUCUAGCACUUCAAAGCUUUAUCGAGAAGGUUACAAUUUUCCAAAAAGCUACUGGAUAUGUUGACCAAGAUUUGAAUCAACCAACAGAAUCACCAACUGUUGCAGCAUCUGGUGUGAGAGUGUACAAACUCAGCACAUUGUAUGAUCGUUACCACGAGUAUGCCGAAUUAUUAGCAUCACAAGGAUUGGUUAAGGAUGCUGUUAAGUAUAUCAACUUGACACCAGUGGAUUACAAGGGUGCUGCAGGUGCAUCAAGUGAUGCCCAAACUGCUCGUGAAAGAUUACUUAUCGCUGCUUCAGAUGAGUCGCAGAAGGAAGCUAGAAAAGCUGCUGCUGCAGAACAAGAAGCUCAACAAGAAGCUCAACAGCAAGCUCAAGCUGCUGCACAAGAGCAAAUGAAAGCACAACAACCAGUGCAAUCUACUAGUGCUUAUGCUCCUGCAUCUGUUGCUCAAGCUCCUUUGCAACAAGCUGCACCAUCAUACUCUUCACCAUACGCACCUCAAACCAACAGCAAUCCUUAUGCACCACCAGCUCAAACACAAGCGUACAACCCAUCAGCGCAACAGCAGACAGUACAACAACCACAAGCACCAACGUAUGGAGGUUAUGCGCCACCACCACAGCCUACUAUGCAUGCACCACCAGUAGCAACUAAUCCAUAUGCUCCUGUUGUGCCUGCACCUACCACGGCUGCUGCAACUGCCGCUGACACUUAUAAUCCAUACAAUGCACCAGCGGGAGUUGCACCACCAGUUUCAGUACCAGAGCCAGCUACAUCACAAACAUUGCCACCACCACCACCACAACGUACUGCAGUGCCUGCAUCUCAAAGAAGAGACCUUUCUGGAUGGAAUGACGCACCACCACCACCACCACCAAAGCGUGGUACAACACCAUCAAAUACUGGUAGCAGAGCUUCUCCAAUAGUGCAACCGUUGACUAGCCCAUUCCCUAACUCGUCACCAGUGCCGACUCCAGGUAUCGGUGGACCACCGCAAGCGGGAUCACUGGUACCACCUCCACCAAAAGCCGGUACUAAGAGCAUGCCACCACCACCUCCAGCAGCAUCUUCAAUACCACCACCACCACCAAAAGCUCCACCAGCAGCAGGUCCACCAAUGACAUCUCCUAUGGUAUCUGCACCAGCAAUGGCACCACCACCUGCUACAGGUCCACCAAUGACCGCACCACCAGCGGCUGUUCCACCACCACCACCAGCAGGACCACCAGCGGGUAGGAUGAUGAGUCCAUCAUUUGGUCAGCAAGCUCAAACACCUCAACCACCAGCGGGACCACCACAGGUGCAAUCAUUUGGUGCAAUGGCAAAUGGUAUACAAAGACCAGGUUCAGUGAAUGCAGGCGGCUAUAGGCAGACACCACCACCACCACCACCCCACCUUGUGCAACAAGCAAUGCAACAACAACAACAACAAAGAAGUGUGAUUAGUCCACCACCAGUUUCUAGUCCACCGGUUUCAAAUGUUGCAGCAUACACAGUUUCAAGACCAGGUAGUGUUGCUAGUACGAGAGUGAGCGAAGCACCAGCUCAACCAUCAUUCCCACCAGGUGACCGCAGUCAUAUACCACCAGCUGACAGAAUAAUAUUUGAAAGUCUGUCACGAGAGAUAGAGAAGGCAAAAUCAAGGUCAAUGGCGCAGCCACAAACUAAGAGGAUGGUAGAUGAUACACAAAAUCGUCUGAAUGCCUUGUUUGACAGUUUAAAUGCUCAGACAGUAGAAUCGCAAGCUGUUUUGAAUAACUUGCGUAACGUCAGUCAAGCACUAUCAGCUCAAGAUUACAAUACUGCAAUGAAGAUUACAUUGGAAAUUAUGGGAUCUGGCGAAGCAGAUAUGAGAUGGGCAUUAGGUUUGAAACAAUUGAUUAGAUUGACUGGUCAAGCUUAAUUUUCUUGAAUUUCAAUAUUUGUAUACGAAAAUAACUA
Messenger RNA from Wallemia mellicola CBS 633.66, 4456 nucleotides. Its product is annotated as WD40 repeat-like protein. Gene Ontology annotation, biological process: endoplasmic reticulum organization; endoplasmic reticulum to Golgi vesicle-mediated transport; COPII-coated vesicle cargo loading. The transcript is spliced from 6 exons. NCBI's taxonomy places the organism in Eukaryota, Fungi, Basidiomycota, Wallemiomycetes, Wallemiales, Wallemiaceae. The record is from RefSeq and is a predicted model, not a curated record. The coding region runs from base 36 to 4418 and encodes 1460 amino acids. Gene Ontology annotation, cellular component: COPII vesicle coat; endoplasmic reticulum exit site. Gene Ontology annotation, molecular function: protein binding; structural molecule activity.